CUGUGCGUGCAAUUCACUUCCCCUUCACAACAACAAGGUUAUUUAACCUGUUAAUUUGGGAAAACGACAGUCACAACCUGGAAGCAGAAGUCCAGUAAAGAGCAUCACAGCAGACCAGACGGCCUCCUAACAGCUCUCAUACAGGACUGCAGCAGGACUUUAAACAUUUGUUCAGGAUGAACAGAAGACCACAGGAUACAGCUGAGGAAAUCGAGGAAGUAGCUGACUAUGUUAAUGCACCAGCAUGCACUGUGGGUAAAGUAGCAGCCCCUCCAGAGGAAAUCAUAGAAGAAGCUAGUUAUGUGAAUGCACCAGCAUGCACUGUGGAUAAAGUGGCAGCCCCUCCAGACCAGAGGUCUCUCUUCUUCACUCAGUCUUUUCCACUGAUAGCAGUGUGUUGGCUGAUACUGUUAGUCAUCAUGGGCCUUCGUAUCUACUAUUUUAUGAUCUUAGAAAGCAAGAUCAUAAACCUGACUGAAGACGUCCAGAACCUGACAACAGUAAACCAGAAGCUGGAGACACAGAGAGACAACUUAACAGAACGAAUACAAGACAUGGAGACAAACUUGAAUGAGCUCAACGUCAGUCGGGCUCAGUGGAGCAUUGAUGCCUACUGCCCCAAAAAAACAAACGGGAGACAGUGUAAAGCUUGUCAGAAUGGCUGGUUACUCACCGGGUCUAACUGCUAUGUGAUUCAUGAUGCUCCUCCUCCUCAUCGGAAAACCUGGGAAGAAGCUCGAGAAGACUGCAGAGGAAAGGGUUCAGAUCUGGUUGUUGUACAUAAUGAAGAGGAAAAGAAUGCACUCAAUACAUACAGCUGGCUUAGUUCAGGAACUGAUGGAUACUGGUUUGGCCUGAGAGCUGAAGGUGGGAGAUGGAAGUGGAUUGAUGGAAGUAAUCUGACUGUAAGCUACUGGACACCACAACCACCUCCUGCUGAUGGUCAGUGUGUAAUGUCUGUCCAGAACGUAGGAUGGAUAUCAGUGAGCUGUGCUGAGAAAAAACAAUGGAUCUGCAUAAUGAAGGCUUUAUCUGUUUAAACACUGCAGUCAGACUGCAUGAUAAUAUCA
Perca fluviatilis (European perch) is the source of this 1070-nucleotide messenger RNA. RefSeq names its product C-type lectin domain family 10 member A-like. The record is from RefSeq and is a predicted model, not a curated record. Lineage: Eukaryota; Metazoa; Chordata; Actinopteri; Perciformes; Percidae. The transcript is spliced from 8 exons. Bases 177 to 1040 code for a protein of 287 amino acids.